CUCCCAGUGUACUCAGUAUCUCUGUAACCGCUGACGAGUGAGGUGUUGCUCCGCUCGCUCUUCCCCAGUGCAUCUCUCUCCUCCACUUACCUCCUCCUCCACUCGUGACUGUACAGGUGGAGUGGAGACAACACCAGUUAAAUACAAAGACGAGGAGACGCGCUGAGAGAAACUGAAUAGCAAGUUUAGAGAAAAGUUUCAUUUCGCGCCGAGCUGAGAGAAAAAAAAAAAGUUAAGCUGAGAGAGAGAGAGGGAGAGAAAAAAAAGUCAUGAAUACCUUACCUGGAUUCGAGUUGGCUUUACCUUGAUUGGCCAAACCAGGUAAGCCAUGGGAAGAUAAAUAUUAAGUUACUGGAAGUGCAUUUUUUAGUGAACGGGAGAGAUAAGGAUUACUACGACUACUAUUACUACCACCACCACCACUACUACUACAACAACAACUAAUACCACCAUCUGAAGGCCACGUUGUAAGACAUGGCGGGUCAGUGUGAACGGUGACGGCGGCGGCGGCGGCGGCGGUGUAGUGAGCGGCAGGAGCAAUGGAGAGGCGGCGGUGGCGGUGGUGGGUGGCGGUGGCGGCUGUGGUGUUGGUGAGCGCCACGCCUGCACGAGGAGAUUGGGAGGACUGUCCGCUGGGAUGCAAGUGUACCUACGCCAGUAACAGGAAGUUGGCGGACUGCAGCCUGGCAAAAUUCACCACCAUUCCUUCACUACUCAGCACAGAGAUACAGGAAUUGAACCUUAAUGAUAACAGCAUCAUGUAUUUGGAGAAGGACGCGUUUAAGAAGGCUGGGCUAAUUAACCUGCAGAAGCUUUACCUGCGGAACAACCAAGUGCGGAGUCUCCACAAGGAUGCCUUCAGGGACCUCAAGAUUAUGAUUGAGCUUGACCUUAGUAACAACAAGAUCGACAAACUCCACCCUGAGACUUUUACUGGAUUGGAGAAGCUACGGUUUUUGGACCUGAGUUUGAACCUUCUGUCAAGACUCAAUGGGGUUCAGUUUCCUCCACUGCCACAUCUUCGGAGACUCAACUUCCGAGAGAACAGAUUGACUUACAUUCACAACUUCGCCUUCUCCAACCUCAAGAUUAUGGAGUCCCUCAGACUGUCAGGGAACCAGCUGGAGGUAAUUCAGCCGGAACUCUUCACCAAUAACACCAAUUUGAAAGAACUGGAGCUGCAUGACAACCUGUGGGAGUGUGACUGUCGUUUGAAGAAUUUGGUGCGCUGGGCCAAGAGGAAAUUACUUCUUCAGAAACAUGUGACCUGCCACUCCCCAGAACGCAUGUCUGGUCGCAAUCUGAGGGACGUGAGUGAGGAUGACCUGGCUUGCCGUCCUGAAGUUGAAGUCCCACAGGUCGACAUCCCCGCCGCACCAGGUCAGAACGCCACACUGACCUGCCUAGUCCGAGGUGACCCUUUGCCUAGAGUCCGCUGGGUUCACCAUGGUCGGGUCAUAGCAAAUUUAUCGGUUGGUAGAUUUUCUGGGCCAGAGCAGAUCUAUCUCAUUAAGGAGGAGGUUGGGUCAAUACCAGAAGAACGGGUCACUAGUUUAACAGUGACCCAGGUAACAGAGAAUGACCUGACCUUCUAUACAUGUGUGGCGGAGAAUAUAGCUGGAUUGGUGGAGAAAAAUGUGUCGCUAGUGCCUGCCUCUGUGACGUACCCUGGCGCUGUCACUCCUCCGGCCACCAUAGACCUGUACCUCAUCAUUGGGGUGACGGUUGGUGGUGCCGUGCUGCUCCUCCUUGUGUGUAUCUGUGUGUGCGUGUGUGUGCGGCGGCGGCGGCGGCGUGCACCGAAGCCUAAGGUGAAUGGGGCAGCCGGGGCGACACACACCCGCCAUGAAAAUGUGAUGAUUGUGAACCCCGUCGAGAAACCGCCUCGGAGAUAUGAGAAGGUACCCCAGACUGACCUUGAAAUGACUGGUCUGGGGGGCGGCGGCAGCGGCGGCGGUCACAGAAGCUACGAUGAGGUGGACUACCCCCCCGAGGCCGCCCCGCCAAACCUCCGCACACCCUUGGCCACCCUAGAGGAGGAGGAUGAUGACCCCCCAUCUCACAACACCACCAUGGAGGCUGUCCCAGGCCCCCCCGCCCCUUCAGACUACUGGAGCCACUACCCUGAUCUAGUGGAUAUGACUCGGCCACGUGCGACGUCACCCCCUGCCAUGCCCCACCUCCCCUACCGCUCCCCUAUAGGUCCUGGGGAGUGGCGGUACAGCUACGCCCAGCCCUCACACUACCCAAUGUCAACUGAUUACUACACCUCUGGCUACAUAUCCCCGCCAGGUGGCCCUCUCCCUCGCCCCGGAUAUGUCACCCUGCCCCGCCGCCAUCGUUCACCUUCCUGGGCUGGCCCCCCUUCAGCAGAGAUCACAGUUCCCCCUCCCGCCCCAGCCAGUGAGUGUGGGGAUGUGCGUCUGCCUUAUGACCCGAUAUACGACACACUCGGCCCUAGAACAACAGCUGACGGGACUUCAAGAACUGACCUGACUCGAGCUGCUCUCCGGGUCACUGAGGCUUUCUCCCGCCCAACGCACACCCCUCCUAACUCCCCACCUCACUCCCUCCCCCCAUACUAUGCCCCACUCUCCAGCCACCCUGCCUCCGCUCCACACGCACAGCCAAAAAGCCGCAUGCAUUCCUCCACUUUGCCUCGCUCCACGCCAAAUUUACUAGAGGGAAGUGGAUUGAGUGGUUUAAGCCUCCCUGCACAAGACUCCCCAACCACUUCCUCUCACCAAGCCUCUCCACUUUACACCAAGAAGUCCAGCCUCCACCAGUCACCCAACACCACCUCCACCUCCACCUCCUCCCCUUUCCGUACCUCCUCCCCCUUCCAAGUAAACGGAAAGAAUGCUCCAUCAACUGCUAACACCUCCACUGACUCUAUCCUUGACUCAUCCACCUCCUCUUCCAACAACAACAACAACAACAGCGUCAAUAAGAACAAUAACAACAACAAGGGGGGUGGAGGGAAGAAGGUGCCACCCAAGCCGCCUCCUAAGCCAGCUGGAAAGAGGCUCUCCACUUCCUCCAUUCCUGGGGACGUGAAAAAAGGUGAGAAUGGUAAAGUCUUCCAGGAUGAAGGGCCGGAUGGAACUGAGGUGUGAGAGAGAGAGAGAGAGAGAGAAAGAGAGAAAGAGAGAGGUUGUAGUUUGUGGUUUGAGAAAUGCAAGUUUGAGGUCUUAAAUGAGUGAAUAGACAUUUUGUAAGUGAAUAAAGUGAAAAAAAAAAAUCAUCUCCUAGACAGUGAAGUGAGUGAGAUGUGUUGAAAAGUAUACCCAUAAUGUGGCACAAGGAACACUGAACACUGUAAUGCAAGGAGAAGUGACAGAAAGAGAAAAGUGAGGCAUAGAAAGCAAAACAAGGACCAUAGUGACUAAACCGAGUGGUGAUGGCCAAACUGUGGUGUUGAGAGGUGAGGGAGAGACCUGUGUGUGUGUGUGUAUGUAUGUAUGUGUGUGUGUGUGUGUGUGCCUGGGUGAGGGUGUUGUUGAGGUGUUGAGGUGUGGUGAGAGACAGAGAGUGUUUAUGUACUACAGGGAAGUGGACUGUGUGUGUGUAUAGUGAAGUGAGUGGAGGUAGAUUCAGUGUCCAGCCAGCCACUCAUGGAACAGUGGGUGUGUUUGAUAGCAUGGCUUGUGGCAAAGACAUUGGAGCAGUGUGUGGCGUCUGUGUGGGCUGUUGAUGCUGUUUUAUUACUCUGCUAGAUAAAAAAAAAAGUAUAUAAUAUGUAUAUAAUAUACAUAUAUACACACAUACAAUGUAUUUUCAUAAUGCAAGUAGUUGGAAAUUUUGUAUGUUCAUAUUUAUUGAGGAGAGAAGGCUUGAGUGAGCAGCCAAGCAGGUGUGUUAGCAGGUUAGCAGGUUUAGCAGGUUCUGUUGUGUUUCCCUCCCAAGCGCUGCAUUCCUUUGUGCAGGCAGGACCAGGUGGCAGUGGUGGUGGUCAGGUAGGGUCAGGUCUUGCUGUCACUUGUUACUGAGAGAUACACUUAUCCAAUGACCUCACCUGCUGGCCACCCCACUGCUACACACAUGAAUAGUUUUAUGAUACAAGUGAAGGGGAUUUGAAGCCAUAACAAUAACAGGAAAUGACAUGCAAACAGUUUCCUGGCAGCCUUGAGGAGUCCAUUCCCUGAUUUCCUUUGUUUCCCCAUGACUGUGAUGCUUUGAGGACCUCCCUAUGUUGUCUCCCUUGUUUAGGCUGCAUGUGUCUGCUGCUACUGCUGCUGCACGUGUAUGGCCGUCCCUCAGGCAGAGUAGAGGUUCAGUAGUGUCCAGUGAGGCCAAGUGAGCUUAUUGUGGUGUGAGGAUGCAAGGCCGAGUGUCUGUCUGUGUGUCUGUCUGCCGCAAAUCGUCAAGUACAAAGUUGUUGCUAAUGGAAGGAAUAGAUGGAAAUUUUUUUGUAGGUAACCUGUCCUCCAUUUAUUACAAGUUUUCUUCGGCUGUUUAUUAUGACCAAGUGUUCUCCUGCGUCAAAUAUUUUCCUCUGUCUGCUUGUCUGUGUGGAUUUCAGCGCAGCAUUCUCCAACAUUUCAGGGUUCACAUUUCAACAACUUUUAACCUCUUCAGCACUGGGACACAUUUUUAUUGCAAGUUUUUGGAUAUGAUUACGCCAUUUUAUUUACAUUAGGAGCAAGUUAUCGGGGUUAGAAAAUUAAUGCACAGAGUCUUCACCAUUUUAAUUCACACAUAAGUUUCUGAAGCUGUGUGAAAUUGCCAAAUAGUAACCAGAAUGGAUAUGAAAAAUGUGUCAUGGUACUGAAGAGGUUAACAGGCUGUAGUAGAAGUCAUUGGGGUGUUCCAGGGCAUGAUUUGAGUGGUUUGAUGAUUCUAGCAACACCUGUACAAGAAUCCUGCAUCACCAGCCACCGAUGGGAAGGAAGCGUCUCUGAGGACCCAAUCAAUCUCUUCUGGUCCUUGGAGAGUCCUGCAGUGGUCCCGAGUGUUUCAGAGUGUGAGCCUCAGUGAAAAGUUGCAAUUUGACACUAAGAACUUGACUGCAUGCAUUUCCUUCAACCUUUCUGUUUUCCCUUCUCUCUAUUUCUUUCCUAUCUCUUCCUUUCAUUUCUCCUCUUUUUUUAUUUCCUAUUUCUCCUUUCCUCUCUUCUUUUUUUUUUUUUUUUCUUUUUCCUUCUUUCGGUUCUCAAAUGUGAGCUUCGGUGACAAGUAGCAGUUUGACAGUUGGAUUAUAAGUUGAGUUUUGUUUCAGUUUUCUGCCAAAGCACUGGAUGGAAAAUGUUCAGUUUACCAACAUCCUGUGUGACUGAUUUGUGUCUUCAACGCUAGACACUUCCUGGGAACUUGUUGGCUUUGUGGCUCCUCAGUUGUCAGUUGUGGUUUGUUUGCGUGGCUGUUUAUAAGUGAUGUGUAAAGUGUACAUAGGGUGAAGUCCAUCCUUUCCUGUGUUGGACGGAUUUGAGUUGCUGUUUCUCUUCAGUGAGUUGCCGGAAGUCAGGCGGUGCUCCUCAUCUUUAGUUACUAAGGUGUGUUUUAGGUUAAAAGCUUUCUUUUCUUUUUUAAGCAAGUUUUUUUUUAAUUUAUGUUAGCCUUACCAUAUUAUGUUUUCAGUGGUGUGAGAAUUUGUGCAAGACACUGUAUCCUUAUUUUCUAUGUAGCCAAAGCAAUCAUGUGACUUUUUUUUACCAUAGACUGGUCCCGGAAGACUGUCUUAACUUUUUACUUGUCUGUAAAUUUGUGAUGCUGGAAACUGUGGGCACAAAACUAUUGGUGGUGUGAAGACAGUGACAAGCCAGGCAGUGCUGACACCAAUCACUCACAAACUGUCACUGCUCCAAUUUGAACCAGUUUAGACUUUCAGAGAAUUUUCCCUCUUUAAGUUGUGUCGUUUUUUUUAAGUGAGUGAAGGUAGAUUCUUAGUGAAGCAAAAGUUCUUCACAUACCAAAGGACAAAAUCUCUCAAUGCAUCAAGUGAGAGAGUGUUCGUAAGCCACAGUCUGCCAGCACUGCACUCCAAGGACUGACUUGCUUGGUUUAAUGAGUCCCUGUCUGUUUCCUUAUUGUUUACCCAGACUGUCACUAUCCACUUUUAACGCUGGUUGCCACACUGCCUGGGCGCGGCAAGACGGAAGGUUCAGCUGGACAACACAGCAACACAACGCAUCCUCCACUUAGGACAGAGUAUAUUUUUGGCAAACCGUUUGUAGUGCCGGGAUUCGUGGAGGCAGAGGUUGGAUACUUACAUAUAGGAGUGGUGACUUCAUGUGCGUUCAGUUAAUUUUUUGUACCAAUAAGUGUCGUCGCUGCUGCCGCUGUGCUGCCGGGGAGACUUAAGAGACUCUAGUGCCAACUGUGGGGUGAUGGUGAGGCAGAGAACCUUCAUCCUACACCUGUCAAAUCUAUAUUAACGAAACUCACCUGGAAUGCGAUCCUGGCCCCGUCAAUUCCUGAUAUGUACAAUACUGUGUUGUCACUCCUUCCGUCUGUCUGUUCGUGUGUUGCUUUGGGUUCCGUGAGGCGCCUCCAGUGGGCAGAAUAACGUUAUAUGUUUGUACACGAAUGCAAUUGAGUUUCUUUGCAUGGUGUUAUGUAUUGGAGUUCUGAGUGCAAGUCUACUUAGGCCAACACACUUUACAUCUUUUUUUACAUUUCUAUAUGAGUUGAGAGCAAAGCCAAACGUGUCCUCUGGUUGCUGUGAUGUUGAAAAGAGAAGAAAUGCUCGUGUUUUUACUGAAUUUUUUUACCGUACUUGAGUUUUUCCCCUCCCUUCCAUUCCUACUUAUCCUGUUCCAUAAGGUUGAAGUGGCUCAGGGAAGUGUGUGGUGCCUGCUGUCCACAUUCCACCAAACUAUAACAUCGAAACUAAAUUACCGCGACAAUCAUAACAGUAUUUUGGAGAUGAAAAGUUUGAUUAGCACUAACACCAAGGAAUUUCAUCGGAUAUAAAUGAAGAACAAACUAGAUAACAAUGAUUUAUGGAGAGUAUAGAGACAAUGAUGAGUGGAUGGUAUAAGUCAGGCUCAUAUUAUAAAGUACUUCUGCUCUCCACCUUCACUAUUUUCAAAGGGCUGUAGUUGAAAUGACACAGGUUUUUAAGGAUGUUUCUGUAAUUCCAGUGACAUGUUAAGUUUUCUGCAUUACCAACAGGAAAAAUACUCUUUAGAAUUUGGUCAAUUAUCUUUGUGGUUUAUUUUCAAAGGGCUCUAGUUAAAGUGACACAGGUCUUUAAGGAGUUUUCUGCGUUGCCAAGACGAAAAAUGCUCUUUAGAACCCAGCUUAUCAUCUCUAUGGUUUAUUUUCAAAGGGCUCUAGUUGAAGUGACACAAGUUUUCAAGAAUGUUUAUGUGAUUCUAGUGACAUGUUAACAAGUUUUCUGCAUUAUGAACAGGAAAAAUACUCUUUGGAACUGGACUAAUCAUCUCUGUAGUCUUUGAAAAUGGUCACAGUGAGAGAGGGAAGCAUUUCUGAAUAUGGUCUGUGGUGGCAGGAGGGGGCCAGAGGGACCAGACACGUCCACUGCGCUGUGGAGACGAAAGCCAUUAUUGUUAAAACAUUCCUACUGAAACUGUCAUUACUAUAAGGCACAGAUUGAAGUAAUAAAAUGUAUAAAAUCAAA
This is a messenger RNA of Portunus trituberculatus (swimming crab), 7582 nucleotides long. RefSeq lists its product as uncharacterized. The record is from RefSeq and is a predicted model, not a curated record. Bases 540 to 3116 code for a protein of 858 amino acids. NCBI's taxonomy places the organism in Eukaryota, Metazoa, Arthropoda, Malacostraca, Decapoda, Portunidae. Gene Ontology annotation, molecular function: protein binding. The transcript is spliced from 7 exons.